Molecule: messenger RNA, 702 nt
Organism: Lottia gigantea (owl limpet)
Lineage: Eukaryota; Metazoa; Mollusca; Gastropoda; Lottiidae
Exons: 1
Coding region: 1-702 (233 amino acids)
Source: RefSeq, a predicted model, not a curated record
AUGGACCAAGGUUUAUUACAAUCUCUUCUCAGAGCGGUCUCUGAUUGUGUUGAUAAGAAACUCGAUCAUUUUACUCAAACGGUCAGUAAGCCAUCUUCCCGAGCAGAGAGACAAACUGAACAGGCUAAGAAACGCUUUGAUAAAGGCAGUUCAAACCGAGGAAAUCCAGACUCUAAUUCUCGGUCUGAUUUUGAAUCUGUUCACGGGGGUCCCGUUUUAAGUAUUGGAGAUUCCUCUGAAAGCCUCGCUGCAGUUUCAAAUGCAGAUAAUUCCUCAGACGUACUUUCAAAUUCUCAGAACACUCAUAUUCGAGAGACUGAUUGGGAUAGCUUUGUACGUAAAAUGGCACUGGUUCUUAACAUUGAUUGUGGUGAGUGUCAGAAAGGCGAGGAGCAUAAGUCCUAUAUUACUGGUAGACUCUUAGACACGUCUCACACCAAGUCGGCUAGAUUCCUUCUCCCUCUAGAGGGCUCUGUUCUUGAUGCCCUGCAUGAUGUAGAUGCAGAGGUUGGAAAGAGAAAGGUUCGUAUAUACAAAGCCGCAGAUGACUCUCGGUACAAGGUUUCUACCGAUCAUUUUAAGAAGUUCUGUUGUAUCCCUCAUUUAGAUGAAAAUAUUGCAGAAGAGUUGUCUUCCCAAUCAGCCACUAAGUCAGGUCUUACACCUCAUGGUCAAGGAAAGAGAGUUAAAUUACAAAAUUAA